Molecule: messenger RNA, 1293 nt
Organism: Apiotrichum porosum
Lineage: Eukaryota; Fungi; Basidiomycota; Tremellomycetes; Trichosporonales; Trichosporonaceae
Exons: 2
Coding region: 1-1293 (430 amino acids)
Source: RefSeq, a predicted model, not a curated record
AUGGACGACUCAGCCUACCCACACAUCGUCGAGACCAUCGUCCAGCAUGCCUCCCCCGAGCUCCUGCACAGUUUCCGUCUCGUCUCUAAGAGGACCAAGUCCUACGUAGACGACUUGCUUGUUCACGUCCGCGUGGCAAUGUUCGCAGUCAGCGACACUGGCGACAAGGACCGUACCGUUCAGAUAAACUCGAGCGGCGGCUGGCGCGGUGUGACGUUCCUUCGUCCUGACUUGAGUUACCUCGACGAUGACGAGGCCAUGCGCAAGGUGCGUGCGGACCGCGCCAAGAUCGAGCCUCUCCUGGCCAGGGCGACCACCGUCGACCUUUUUGGACCCCUCACCCACAACCUGCCGACCAUCAAGCACGCGGGCAGCUCGCUUGUUCCCGAGUGGGCGCUGCAUUCCAGCCGCCCACAAGUUGUACGGCUGCUCUCCGACUCGCGGGGCGGCUACGCCGACAUCCAGGCGCAGGAAUGUGAAACGGUGGUCAUGUUCGCCGGUGCCGCGGAUGCCAACGACCCCGGCUGUCCGCCGCUGAUUGCGAUCCAGCUGUCUGGAUACACGGAGCGCCUGGUCAUCAACCUGCCGCUGGUAGAGAAGGACGGCAUCCACAGCUGGUACAGCCCCGAGGGUCACGUAACGGUUCGCCCCCACCGUGGGUCCUACAUUCACGUCAGGGAGGUCGUCAUCAUCUUCCACACGGUCGGUUCGAACGAGGCGGAUGCGACAACGCAACUCCUCGCCAACUUGAGUGUUUCUGAUUCCCACCCCGGAGGGGCGGCCGGUGGCGUCGACCAACAGCACCACAGCAACAGCGAUGACGAAGACUUCGAGGACGAGGACGAGGACGGUUAUCCGACAGAAUACGGGUACAUCAACUGGGGCACGCCCGCCGACUACCCUCCCGACGUGGACGACUACGACUGCGGCAACGACCUAGGCUGGCUCUCCCUGACGGAGACGUUUGAAGAGAUUCUCACUCGGUCCCACCCAAAGGUCCUGCUCGUUGGACCUCCGGAGCGCAUGCGCAAGGGCGACGGCAUUGUCAACUUGGCCGACAACCUGGCCAUGCACCUCCGCGACGCGAUGGGAUUUGGCGCCCCGCCCCGCGUACUGCGUCGCUCUCACGCCGAGUACAAGCAGGAAGUCGGGGAGGCGCGUUAUCGACUCGUCGCCCAUGCUCCCGCCAUUGACAGCUACCGCUGGCCAGAGUCGUCCAUCCCGGCCAUCACGGACAACAAUCGCUACGUUCCUUACGCCAACCCGCUGUUUGGCAGGUUCGCGAUGGGAUAG